CGCUGAGUCAUCCGCGUUGGGCCACGCAGGAAAAAGAAUAAAAAGUCGCAAAGACGACCAGGCGAAGACGAGAAGAAGAAGAAGAAGACAAGGAGUCGAGCGUAGGAGGAACCUGGCUGGCUGAGAUCAAGCGAUUGGACUCUGGACGGACCAGACUGGCGCCCGUAUUUCCCUGACUGACCGAUCUCACAGCGACCGAGCAGGUCUCUAUAUAACGCCCUCAAUCCCUGCCUGUCGUUCAACCCCACCGUCCAGCUAGUUAAGUACAAGAAGAGUUAACUAGCUAGAAGAGCUUCAAGAUGUCGACCUUUGGAGAGUAUUUCAGGGUCACCACGUACGGAUUCCCUCCAUUGACAUAUACCGUAUCAGUUUUGCUGACCAGAGGCCUAGCUAUGGCGAGUCACACUGCCGUUCUGUCGGCUGCAUCGUCGACGGGUGCCCUCCCGGUAUGGAGCUCACGGAGGCAGACAUCCAGCCCCAGAUGACAAGAAGGAGACCCGGACAGAGUGCCCUGACAACCCCUCGAAACGAAAAGGACAGGGUCGAGAUACAGUCUGGAACCGAGUUCGGUAUCACCCUGGGCACGCCAAUAGGCAUGGUGGUGCGGAACGAAGACCAGCGGCCCAAGGACUAUGGAAACAGCACCAUGGACAUGUACCCUCGACCCAGCCAUGCUGACUUCACUUAUCUGGAAAAGUACGGCGUCAAGGCCAGCAGUGGUGGCGGCAGAAGCAGUGCCCGAGAGACCAUCGGUCGAGUGGCUGCCGGUGCUAUUGCGGAGAAGUAUCUCAAGCUCUCCCAUAACGUAGAGAUAGUCUCCUUCGUAUCCUCUGUUGGACACGAGCAUCUCUUCCCUCCCACACCCGAGCAUCCCAGCCCGGUAACCAACCCGGAAUUCCUUAAGCUCAUCGAGACUAUUGACCGGAAGACUGUGGACUCCUUCGCCCCAAUUCGAUGUCCGCAGUCAGAAGCUGCUCAGAGAAUGACCAAGUUGAUUGAACAUCAUCGCGAUCUGUCAGACAGCAUCGGAGGGACCGUCACCUGCAUCAUCAGAAACGUCCCCGUUGGCCUGGGAGAGCCAUGCUUCGAUAAGCUGGAAGCAAAACUUGCACAUGCCAUGCUCUCGAUCCCCGCUACAAAGGGCUUCGAGAUCGGUUCUGGUUUCCUGGGCUGUGAAGUUCCUGGGUCAACUCACAAUGAUCCCUUCGUGGUAGAGACUAACGGUUCUGGAAAGAAGCUGACUACCAAGACCAACAACUCUGGCGGUAUCCAGGGAGGUAUCUCUAAUGGAGCAUCGAUCUACUUCCGUGUUGCCUUCAAGCCGCCGGCAACUAUUGGACAGGCCCAGACAACCGCUUCUUAUAGCUUUGAAGAAGGUGUUCUCGAAGCAAAGGGACGACAUGACCCCUGUGUCGUACCAAGAGCCGUCCCCAUCGUUGAGGCCAUGGCUGCUCUGGUCGUCAUAGAUGCUCUUAUGGCACAGAAUGCUAGGGAGGCCGCGAAGAACCUGCUCCCUCCGCUGCCACAGACAAUACCAACACGGCCAACGAUUUCUCCGGUCCAGAAUAAGGACGAAUAGGCAAAGUGAACUUUCACUCAUAUCUUCGCUAUUAGGCAGGAUUCAGGGUAGCUCAUUCUGUGAUAUACGGCUUCUGUGCUUACCUUAUUUUCUUUGGUCAGCUAGAUCUAGAUCUCAGAUUCUUAAUGCAUAUACAUCUGGACAUGUCGGCAUCUUAUUUUUGAAUAUAUCUCGAGACUAUUCUUACCCUGACUAGAUUUGGGUAAACCAAAUAUAACGGUAGAAGAGAUAUCUCAUAUCAUCACAUACAUUGCAUUAAUAAAAAAGGGAACGUCAAGGUAUCAAAAUUCAGUACGACGCUAAUCUCCACAAAACGCCAUAUACUGUCUAGGUAUGCAGUACUAAAUUUGUGUGUACAGAACGAGGGUAGCCCAGUCAAUGUGGAUCAUCAAGGGUAACAUAAGCUAAAUGGUAUUUCUUUUUUCAACAAACGAAGACGAAGAAAGAAGGCGUUAAGAGUGGCCUGUCUGGUACCAUUUUUUAGUUACGCCUCUGACGCAGUGAAUACCGUGCAUUAGGCGUGGCUCGAGGCGCUGGGCCGUCAUUGAGGUUUAGAGAUUUGAUAAUGGAGGGACUGGGGUUGCUAGGGCCUAUGUUUGAAAAUUUAGGCCGGGAAACGGGUGUUUGGACUUCUGAUGCAACUGACGAGGCAGAGUCUGAUGCUGUAGAGGUAGGGGAGAAGGGGCUGUCUUGCAAAGCUGAGUCAAAUGACGAAGAGAAUGACAGAGUUGGCUUUGGUCUCCUAGCGGCCGGGGCUGGAGUAUAGCCUGCGAAUGCAGUAGUAGGUGUGAAUGAUGGCUGCGGUGUGGCCUUCAAUCGCGUUGCAAAGUCAGGAAAGCUAUUGUGGUGUCUUUGGGGGAGAACGCUUGGUGGAGAGUUGGUAUAGGGACUCAUCCUGUUGUUGGCAGUCUGUGGCCGUCUCGCUUGGGGACUACCGGCGUACCGGCUGCCUGGAGAGAGGCUGUUUUGGCUCAUGCUCAAGGUAGUAAACGAUCCGGCUGCGGAUGACGUAGGAGAAGAAGGCUUCUUGUCUGUCUUUGUCUCUGAAUCGGCGGCUUUAGUAGUAUUUUUGGGCUCUGCCAGGCUUGUGUGAGGGGCCAGAAGAGGCCCAAGUCCAAACAUUUCAUGUCCCAUCAUGAAAGAAACCAAAUAUAUCCCAGCAUUAUCCAGGCCUACGGGGCUGUCAAGUUGACGAGCCUGGAUUACAGCCAGGUAAACACAAGAUACCAAUUCAAACAUAGACAGCAAGAUCUCGGUCACAUUCCAGACUACCAUUGGCUUCAUCAGGGUCUCCAAAAAUGAAAAGGCAGCAACAAGGAAGGAUAUACCAAGUAUCACUGACUCAAUAGACUUUGCGGGCUCGGUAUAUACCUUGGUGCUCAUCCACAAGACCAGACAGGAUAGCAGGAGAGUAAAUCGCAAGACAUGUGUUGGCUUGUUUCCAGGAGCUGCAGACUUCUGGUUGAUAGAAGCUUGACCAGACUGGUUCUGUUGGGCACUCGGUCCAUCGGCGAUGGAGAAAGCUUGGUCAAACAGGUUCUCCAGGCCAGUUUCGGCUGUUAGUCCGGGCGGGAAAAAUUUAGGCG
Trichophyton rubrum CBS 118892 is the source of this 3165-nucleotide messenger RNA. Its product is annotated as chorismate synthase. Gene Ontology annotation, biological process: aromatic amino acid biosynthetic process; chorismate biosynthetic process. The record is from RefSeq and is a predicted model, not a curated record. The coding region runs from base 449 to 1579 and encodes 376 amino acids. Gene Ontology annotation, molecular function: chorismate synthase activity; FMN binding. Gene Ontology annotation, cellular component: cytosol. The transcript is spliced from 2 exons. Lineage: Eukaryota; Fungi; Ascomycota; Eurotiomycetes; Onygenales; Arthrodermataceae.